This is a messenger RNA of Anneissia japonica, 1195 nucleotides long. RefSeq names its product leucine-rich repeats and immunoglobulin-like domains protein 1. Gene Ontology annotation, cellular component: plasma membrane. Lineage: Eukaryota; Metazoa; Echinodermata; Crinoidea; Comatulida; Comatulidae. Gene Ontology annotation, molecular function: protein binding. The transcript is spliced from 13 exons. The coding region runs from base 80 to 1195 and encodes 371 amino acids. The record is from RefSeq and is a predicted model, not a curated record.
CUAGUAAUGUCCAUGCAUGUGACCCUGAAACAUAUCUCGUCAUCCCAUAGUUUAAAUGUCAGAGCCAUAAACGACUGAAAUGACUAUUUCACUUUGGACAGCUCUAAUACUACAACUUGUCUUCAAAGUUUCAGCCCAGUCGGCAUGUGGAAACGAAAGUUCGGUUGCUGUUUGUAGCUGCCGGACGAAUUUUGACGGGACUUGGACUGUUAAUUGUAGCGGACUUGGACUACGUACUUUACCGGUCGGAAUUCCGAUAAAUACUUCAUACCUUUAUGCUGAGAGAAACAAUUUAACAGAUAUAGACGAUGACACGUUGCAAAGUCUGCCUCAUUUAAAGCAUAUAUUUCUGAACUUUAACAAGUUGAGUACUUUACCUAAGUUUCCAAAGGGAAUACGAUUCAUAUCUGCUACAAACAAUAAUAUUCAAUCUAUUGAUGGUUCUUUUGAAGACUUAACUAUGCUUACUGGAGUGAAUUUGGAAAGCAAUAGAGUAAAUGUCAUUAAGAACACAGCAUUCAAAGACUCGACGUAUCUUUCGUAUUUAAAAAUGAAGAAAUGCAAAAUCGAGGAGAUUCAGCCUAACACAUUUACAAGGUUAAGUAAAUUGUCGUUUAUCGACAUUAAAAGCAACUAUGUUAAUAGCAUUAAAGAGGACGUGUUUUUACUGAAUGGUUCUUCCCCUUGUGACAUACAAUUAAAAUAUGCAGGUGUUGAGAAUAUAGCGACAGGAAGCUUCAGAAAUCUUGGAAACAGCUCGAGCAUAUAUUUAAUGUUUAACUCGAUCAGAAGCAUCCCGUCGAGAGCAUUUCGUGCACAUUUCUUACUACAUAUAGAUAUAUCAUUCAAUGGAUUGCAGCACAUAGACCCUGAGGCAUUUGCUGAAGUGGGAAGUGUAUGGAAUUUGUAUUUAGAUAGAAAUGAAUUGACAGAAAUUCCACUUGGUCUUUAUAUUCUUAACGUGAGGCUCUGCUUAAGGAUGACUCUUAAUUCUAUCGACCUAAGUUCUCAACCAAAUAGAAGCGUCAUUGUUGACUCGGCAAAAGAAAUACUUUUGGCAAAAAAUAACAUUCGGUAUAUUUUUAAAAAUCAUUUCUGUCAGUUGGAAAGUCUGGAAGUGAUAUUCCUUUAUCACAAUGAGAUAUCAUAUAUAGAAGGUGGAUCUUUCAGUGGAACCAGCCUCCGGUCUAUGUAA